UAAAGUCUUCCAGAGGGAGAUGUUUGUCAUACCGUCAGCGCUUAAUCAUAGCGUGGACUAAAAAGUUGUCAUCCACUUAAAAUGUUAAAUAACUGAAGCGCCUACCGUGAAAGCUGAGGGCAAAUCCCUGAUAGAUUGAUUCAUCACUCCAGCUGCUCUUCUUCGUAGGGGACUUCUGUUUUCUGACUCUUACAGGUCCUCUUUGCCUUCCAAAUUACAAGUGACAGCAGUUGACCAAUACAUUCUCCUGAUCUCUGUUGUCUCCAGUGGAGGGUGAUGACUUUGGCAGGGAGCCUGUCGCUUCGUCUGCUUUUGGCCUUGACCACCAUGGCCUCAGGCCUUAAUAUCCCUCUAGAAGUGGAACAGCCUCCGACCAUAAUAACGUAUACAUCAGGUCCCAUAAUUGUACUUCAUUUUGACACGACCAUUAAUGUCAAGUGUAAAGCCCGGGGCAAUCCACCACCAGAGUACAGAUGGGAAAAGGAUGGCCAAGCAUUUGUCCCCCCAAACGUCCAAACAAUCAGAGCAAACCAGAGAAAGGGCUCACUUGUGCUUCAGAGUGAGGACAUGUCCGAGUUCGAGGGAAAAUACAGAUGCUACGCAUCGAACAAGCUGGGAACUGCUAUGACAAAUGAGAUCGAGAUUAAAGCUUUCAGUAUCCCUAAGUUUCCAAAGGAAACCCUCAGUCCCAUUGUUGUUAGUGAGGGAGAACCAAUCACCCUGAAAUGCAACCCACCAGAAGGUGUGGCCCCACGUCUUAUCUACUGGAUGACUGUUGAUCUCCAGCACAUUGAGCAGAAUGAGAGGGUUUCCAUGGGAACUGAUGGCAACCUGUACUUCUCUAAUGCCUUAAAGAAUGACAGUCGCCAGGAUUACGGUUGCUUUGCUGCCUUCAACAGGAUACGCACAAUUGUCCAGAAAAACGCCAUGGCUGUCGUGGUCAAACGCUUAAAACCUGCCAAUGACUCUUCAGAGAGCAGCCACACUCCUGUGGCCCCCCCAGCGAGAAUACCCAGCCUUUUGCUGCCCUCUGGUGUUCAGACUGAGAAGGUGUUGUUGAAGGGAGAGGAUCUACAGCUCGAAUGUAUACCCGAGGGAUUCCCUACACCAUCUGUGAAGUGGAUAAAAAUGGGAGAAGUCAUGAGUCCUCGGGUGAAAUUUAACAACUACAACAAGCUGUUGAGCUUAUCAGCAGUGGAAGAGAGUGAUGAGGGGAAGUACAUGUGCACAGCUGAGAACUCUGCUGGAAAGGCUGUCCACUACUUUGAUGUAAUAGUGGAAGAGCCACCAAAGUGGCUGACAGAGCCUCCUCAGAGCCAGCUCACUGUGAUUGGGUCUGAUGUGCACAUCAAGUGCUCCGUCAGUGGAAAACCACAACCAGCAAUAACGUGGAGGAGGAAUGGAGGAAUGUUCAGAGGUGACCCAGAUAAGAGGAUGCAAGUGUUUGAUGACACUGUGAUACUUUUCAAUGCCAAAGCGGAGGACAGUGGCGUCUACCAGUGUGAAGCCUCCAACAGACACGGAAAUAUUCUAGCCAACGUUAACAUCAUGAUCAUGAAUAUGGCUCCGCUUAUACUGACAGAGAACAACCAGGAGUAUGCUGCAGUAGUAGGAAAGGAAAUCACCAUGAACUGCAGUGUUUUCAGCUCUCCACCAUCCAGCAUCUCUUGGACCAAAGAUGAAAAAGCCAUCGAGGGGGAAGGUUUCCUUGCUCUUGAGAGCGGACAGUCAUUGAAAAUCAUUAACGCAGAAAAAGGUGACAGUGGGAAAUACAUCUGCUUUGCGAGUAACGUGGAGGGCUCGUCGGCUGUCACUGCUGUGCUGGAUGUGAAAGACGCUACAAAAAUAGUAGGUCCACCUCAGAACACGCAGGUUGACAGUGGGAAGUUGGCCAAAUUGAUGUGCAAGACUGAAUAUGAUGCAAGUCUGCAGGACACGUUUGAGCUGGUGUGGAGAAAGGAAAACAAGGAGAUCCCACUUUCCUCUGAGAAAAAUUCCAGAUACUCUGUGAAAGGUGCCAUGCUGGAGAUCAUGAAUGUAAACCUGAGUGAUCAGGGAACAUAUACAUGCACUGCUAGAACAAGCCUAGAUGAGGACUCUGCCACUGCAGUACUCACUGUACGGGAUGUUCCUGAUGCUCCGAUAAAGUUAGACCUGUCCGAACUUGACAGUCCAAGGAAUGUUGUUUUGUCUUGGAUACCUGGAAGCGAUCACAACAGCACCGUAACAGAAUUUGUAGUGGAGUAUGAAGAGAACCGCUGGGAGCCUGGGAGGUGGAAGGAGCUACAGAGAGUCACCGGUAACCAAGCAACAGCUGAGCUAAAACUAUACGGGAACCUUAACUACCAGUUCAGAGUGUAUGCUGUUAACGCCAUUGGACCCGGACCCCCGAGUGAGCCGACUGAACGACACAAAACACCCCCUGCUGCACCCGAUAGGAACCCAGAAAACAUCAAAAUUCAAGGCCAUCAUCCUCAUCAAAUGGAAAUCAGUUGGGAGCCGCUGUCACCUGUGGAGCGCAACGGCCCAGGCUUUGAGUACAAAGUGAAGUACCGCCAACUCGGGAUGGAAGAUAACUUCACGGAGCACAUGGUCAACAGAUCUGUGUUUCUCGUGAGCAACACGCCCACCUUUGUCCCCUACGAGAUUAAAAUCCUGAGCAGAAACAGCUACGGCUGGGGGCCAGAGCCUAAGCCUGUUACAGGUUACUCUGGGGAAGAUGUUCCUACUGCGGCACCACGGGACAUUGCUGUGGAGGUGAUCAACACCACUGUUCUGAGAGUUAGCUGGACCCCAGUUCCACCUGCCACGGUGCGAGGUCGCCUGGGUGGUUAUAAUGUUCACUGGGUGAGGAGAAGAAGUCUCCUGAAUCCCGACAAGAUUUUAGAUUUGAGUCACUCCAUGUCCUUUUCUGGAAACAGAAGUCAUGUCAUUGUGCCAGGACUCGAACCUUUUUCUGAAUACAAACUCACCGUUUAUGUUUUCAACAAGAAGGGCAAUGGACCCAAGAGUGAUCCGGUGACCUUCAAUACACCAGAGGGAGUUCCAGAGCAAGUUAGCGUCCUGACUUCCUCCAUCAUCCAGAGAGAUUCAGUUAGGCUGGAAUGGGCACAGCCGCCAAAGUCAAAUGGCAUCCUCACCGGUUACCUCCUGCAGUACCACCUCAUUAAUGAGACUGCACUCGAUGUGAUUGAUUCCAAAGAGAUCAACAUUACCGGGGCUGACACCAACCAUUGGACAAUUCAGGGAUUAAAGGGGGACAGCCUUUACCGCUUCGACCUCAGGGCGUGCACUCGAGCAGGUUGUGGGCCUCCACAGGCCGAAGAGAGCCACACUGAUUUUCCAGAGCCAGUUCCAGCCCUGUUGAACAUAAGCUCUUACGUGAGUGACACCUUUGCCAAAAUCAGCUGGACUGCCAGAGAAGAGCAGCGGAGCUUGCAGCUUUAUGUGGCUUAUAUGAAUAACCGUGAUGGGAACUGGCGGAUUUCAGAGGCUGUAAACGCUUCUCAAAGUUUCCACAUAAUUGACGGGCUCGAACCGGGGACGGUGUACACCGUGCGCCUCAUGGCUAAGAGGCUGCUCGAUAAUGCUAGUAUUUUCGAAGACGUUAUCGAGACACGCACCAAAGGUGCUGCAAGUCAAGAGAGCAGCUUUUCAACCCACGGCUGGAUGAUUGGGACCAUGUGCGCUGUGGCACUGCUCACCAUUGUUGUGGUCAUUGCCUGCUUUCUGCGGAAAAACAAAGGUGGCAAGUAUGCAGGUACGCCAUCGCCACAGCGACAAGAAAAGCUCGCCAUGGAAAAAGUGAAAGAAAAGGAAGAGCCCCACUCUGACACGGAGUCACAGAAAAUGAAUGAUGACACCUUCUGUGACUACAGCGACAGCGAUGAAAAGCCACUGAAGGGCGGUAGCCUGUGUUCCCUGAAAGGAGAUGACGCAACUGGGGACAGUGUCAGCAGAUGCACCCUAGGCGACUAUGCAGACGGUGGAAGAGAGUUCAAUGAGGACGGCUCAUUUAUUGGGGAGUACUCUGGACACAGGCAUAGAGGCUCUGUUAGCGAGCCCAACGGACCCAGUCUUGUGAACGUAUAAAAGCCGAGCUCCAACUGAACUGACUUCUACUUGAGAUCCUUUCAGGAUACUUUUUCAUUCAGAUUCCCAACAUUCAGUGAAGCUCAAACAGCCAAAUAAGGGAACUGACUCAAGCAAAAAGUUUAAAAGCGGGUAGAAGUUUUGCCCACAGCCUUUAAUGGUAAGAAAAAAGGGUGGAAAGUGUGUUUUUGUACAUCCUGUAUGAAAAGUGAUUAAUGUAAGAUUUUAAAGUUUGAUAAUUUUAUUAAUGAUGAAGUGUUUUUAACCUUUCAGCCACAGUUUUACAUCUACUGUAACAAAGGCAUACGAUAAAUCACUUUCCACAGAGUAAGUGUGCAUUUAAACGUCAAAACAUUUUUUUUACACAGCAGAUGAAACUAACACAUACAGUAGAUAUGCUUAUGUGUUUGCAGCAUGUUUACAUAUUCAUGGCGUAUAGUUCAACGCAGGGUGUCGUAUUUAUUAAAGACAGAAUCACUCUUAUGAUUACAAUACUGUUCUUUUACUGUACAGUUUGGUUGUUAAUAAGCAAAUGUCAAAGUCGAUCAUUUGUAAUUUUUUUUAUAAUCAAAAUGUUGAUGUUCUUUUUGUGUCAAUA
Molecule: messenger RNA, 4690 nt
Organism: Neolamprologus brichardi
Lineage: Eukaryota; Metazoa; Chordata; Actinopteri; Cichliformes; Cichlidae
Source: RefSeq, a predicted model, not a curated record